AUGGUAUUUGGUUUUACAAAGAGGGACAGGAGGGUACCUGAUUUAUCUAGGUAUGAUUACUACUAUCAGAACCAUGAAGAUUAUAACAAAAGUCCUCAGCUCUCUGCUGCUGCUGCCUCUGCUGCUUCUGCCGCAUCACCGGAUCGAACCAAUUACUCAAGGUCGCACUCGCUGGUUAGUCAUGCACCUUCAAUACCGAGACAAAGAAGUUCGGUAAAGAGCCCAGGAAGAAGGCUUUCCACAUCCUCUGCCGCUCCGCCAACGUCCAGGGCAGCAGCUAAGCAGUAUUCACAGAAGACUUACUCGUUGAGGUCGCAAAGGAGCGGAGAGUACCAUUUACACCCGCCCGGUUAUACUACUAAUGGGAGCCGUAUGAAUUCUAUGACGUCUGGUGCGAAUGUCAGAAGAAACUACGGUAAGAACAAAUCGACGGCCGGCAACAAUAACGAUUCAAGGGCCAACUCCAUUACCGUAAAGACUACACAAGUAACAGACCCUUCAGGAAGGACUCAAUCAAUUACCAAAAAGACAAUAAGAAAAAUAAAUGGGUAUGAAUACGUAGAAACCACGACUACGACUAAGAAUUUGGUUCCAUUAGGUGACUCGCAGCGUCAUUUCGAUGAAUUUAGUGAAAAUUACAUGUUGCAAGAUGACGACAUUUUAGAGGAACAAGCUAGUGAUAACAUUCACGAUAUAAUCGAGGAAAACGAAACAGAUAACGAAAAGCCAUAUUCCCCAGUAAGCGAAAGUCAUUUACAAGAUGAUUCAGAGCUAAACGUGGAAAAACCAGAUUUCCCACUUGGAUCAUAUUUCCACCAUAAGUAUUCUACAGACGUUAUGCCUCUAGAAGAAGAAAGUAGUUUAUCAAACUUCAGUGACGCAUUAGAUUAUAUUCCUCCCACCCAUCAGACCAGUAGUAAAUAUAUUCAUAAUAAAAGGAAGCAAGCAUCGACGACAAGAAGGAAGAAAAGACCGCCUGCCGUGAAAAACGCAGAAGCAGAGGCCAAGAAACCAUUAACCGAAGCAGAAAUGUAUCUGAAGGCACUAGAGGUUGCUAAAAGAAACGUUUAUCACACGGAUGCUGCUUCGGAUAACGCAUCGGCCCCCCUCGGGAGUAACAAAUCCAGGAAAAGUAGGAUGGGUCAAAAAAUGACCUUGAGAAGCAGUAGUGAUUCUCCGACGGCGACUGCUAAUCUUGUCAAAUCUAAUGUCGAGGUUCAACCAAAAAGAUUUACAAGUUCCUUCUUCAGCAGAAAUACUAAAAGCGCCCCCCAUGAAGUGCACAAUCACUCUGUGUCUACACAUUUUAAAUCGAAUAAGGCUGUUGACCCAGUUCCAGAGCCUAAAAGUGCAAACACAGGGCUAACAGAUAAAGAAAUGUAUGACCAAGCUUUGAAAAUCGCACAAGCGAGGUAUUACAACUCACAUGGUAUUCAACCUGAAGCAGUCGAUAAUAGCACUACGGCGGCUAAACCUCGUCAGGUCGGCGUUAGCCAUCUGGGAUCCACUGGGAGCAUCCCGCCCAAUGAGCAGCACUAUUUAGGGGAUUCUGAAAUUCCAGUCCAAAGCGAAGUGCAUGAAUACGAGCCCAUUCCAUUGCAGAAGACAAAAACAACUGGUUCUUCCAAAAAUAAGUUCAAAACCAUGUUCGAUAAAGUGCUGCAAUUCUCUCAAGAAAACUACGGCUACCAGCACAAGAAGGAACAAGGCGAACAAACUCCAGUUACUCGUAAUGCUGAAGAAAGCUUCCCAGCAGCGUCUAUUUCGGAAGGUGUGACAACCGCAAAGCCAUCUUCAAACGAAGGUGUGAUGACGAAUCCAGUAGUUACAGAUUCACCUUCACCCCUUCAACAACAAAUAGACUCGACUACUGCGUCCUCGAAUGGGCAAAGUCAGGGCAAUGUACCUACCUCCGCAGUAGCUUCAACAACGAGAACAAGAUCACCGGAACUGCAGGAUAAUCUAAAGUCUUCUUCUUCGCUUUUACAGGACCAAACCCCUCAGCGUCAGGAAGACGCCACGGAUCCAACAACAUCAUCGACGAAUGAAUUAUCUGCCGCUGAGCCAACAAUGGUCACUUCGACACAUGCCACUAAGACAAUACAGGCUCAAACACAAGAUCCUCCCACGAAGCACAAGAAGUCCAGUUUCUUCACUAAACUGUUCAAGAAAAAAAGCAGCCGUUAG
Molecule: messenger RNA, 2187 nt
Organism: Saccharomyces cerevisiae S288C
Lineage: Eukaryota; Fungi; Ascomycota; Saccharomycetes; Saccharomycetales; Saccharomycetaceae
Gene: MSC3
Product: Msc3p
Exons: 1
Coding region: 1-2187 (728 amino acids)
Cellular component (GO): plasma membrane
Source: RefSeq, marked reviewed